AUGGCUCAUCUACUCACCAAUUCCCCUAUUGGACUGAUUGGGCGCUGGCUGUCAGGAGGGCGUCUGUUGCCACCCACCGAACAGCAGCCCGGCUUCAAGCUGCCUCCUCCCUAUCGGCUCGCCGCCACUCGCACGGUUCUGCCGGUCGGGUCGAGCUCACUGACGGGAUCGGAGAGGGAUGAGGAGGGCGGGUUGGAAGCGCGGGAGAAGAAGAAUCACGUUCGGAAUGAGUCGAGGUCCGGUGGCAGCUCAGAAGCGCAUUUCACCACCGAUCAGCAGCCGCAACAGCAGCAGCAGCAGCAGCAGGAGCAGGAAAAGCCAGCCGACGAGCCGGCACCUGAGCCAGCGACACGACCUCCAUGGAAUGAACCCCAAAUCACCGCCGAAGGAGCGAUCCAGGUCGGUUGGUAUUCGAGCACAGACCCAGACAACCCGCAAAACUGGUCCUUUGGGGCCAAGCUGCUCGUGUACCUGGAGGUGAAUCUCAUCACCUUCAUGGUCUACAUGUCGGUGGCCAUCUUCUCCGCCGCGGAGGGGGAGUUCCGCACCGUCUUCGGGGUCUCGCGCUCGGUGACCGAGUUGGGGAUGUCGCUGUAUGUGCUGGGCUACGGGACAGGGCCGAUGAUCUGGAGCCCUCUAUCGGAAAUCCCCUCGGUUGGCCGCAAUCCGCCCUAUGUGGUCUCAGUGACCAUCUUCUUGCUGCUCAGCAUUCCCACCGCGUUGGUGAACAACGUCCCUGGAUUUCUGAUCCUACGAUUUCUACAGGGGUUCUUUGGUUCUCCCGGUCUGGCCACGGGGGGGGCCUCCAUCGCGGACGUGACGGGGCUAACGAACCUGCCCUACGGCCUCUACGUCUGGGCUGUCUGCUCGAUUGCGGGCCCCGCGGUGGCGCCGGUCAUUGCGGGCUUCAGCGUCCCCGUCAAGGGGUGGCAUUGGUCGAUGUGGGAGGUCCUGUGGGCCGCCGGGGGGUGCUUUGUCUUUCUGCUGUUCCUCCCCGAAACCUCCGGACCGGCCAUCCUGCACCUGCGCGCCAAACGCCUCCGGGCCCUCACCGGCAAUCCCGCCUUCCAGUCGCAAUCCGAAAUCGCCGUGCGCGACGCGAGGCCCACGCAGAUCGUCUACGACGCCCUCGUGAUUCCGUGGAAGAUCAACGCGCUCGACCCGGCGAUCCUUUUCACCACCGUCUACAUCGGACUGGUAUACGCCAUCUUCUACAGCUACUUCGAGGUGCUGCCGCGAGUGUACAUCACCAUGCACGCCAUGACGCUGGGCCAACUGGGGCUGAUCUUCCUGGGGGCGAUUGUCGGCACGCUCCUGGUGCUUCCGGGCUACUUCGCCUUCACGCACUGGUCGCUGAACGCGGACUUCCGACGUGGUGUGUGGCCGCGUCCAGAAAAGCGUCUCGUGCCCGCCCUGUGCGGCAGCGUGCUGGUGCCCGUCGGCCUGUUCCUGUUUGCCUGGACCGCGCGUCCCGACAUCCACUGGCUCGUUCCCACCGUGGGUCUCGUGCUCGAGGUCGCCGGGAUGAGCCUCGUCAUCCAGUGCGUCUUCAGCUACGUCGCCGUCGCCUAUCUGCGCUACAGCGCCAGCCUCUUUGCCAUCAAUGAUCUGGCCCGGGCCUAUCUCGCCUUCGCCGCCAUCAUGUGGUCGGACCCCCUGUAUGACCGGUUGGGCGUCGCCCGCGGCACCACAUUGUUGGCCGGGCUGACCGUCGGCUGUGUCGGAGGCAUGUUCACCUUGUACUGGUUGGGGCCGGCGUUGCGGAAGCGCAGUCGCUUUGCUUCCGAUUGAGGAUUUCCUCGGGCUCCAGGCCCUCCUGGAGAUCUAUAUUCAGGUAGUGGUGGACAUGGUUGGCGGAAGAGCAUUGGUCGUAGGUCUGGGCGAAGAGCGGAGCGCAGGGUGAUUGACGGUAUCGAUGAACAACGCAGCACAGGCUUGCCCUUUUCCUAUGCACAUCCCGACGUAGGCCUUUUCGUCCGCUGCUAAACGCGAGGGCAAAGGGAACAGUGGAGAAAAAAAAAUCCAACUAUCAGAGUGGUACAAUGUCAUCCUCUCCCAGAGCCGCUACUUUCG
Molecule: messenger RNA, 2073 nt
Organism: Aspergillus fijiensis CBS 313.89
Lineage: Eukaryota; Fungi; Ascomycota; Eurotiomycetes; Eurotiales; Aspergillaceae
Product: MFS transporter
Exons: 3
Coding region: 1-1791 (596 amino acids)
Biological process (GO): xenobiotic detoxification by transmembrane export across the plasma membrane
Molecular function (GO): fluconazole transmembrane transporter activity
Source: RefSeq, a predicted model, not a curated record